UCAUCAACAAACUUUUGGGUCUCACACCGGCGAUGCUCAUCACUGGCACCAGCAUCCAUGGUCUCCCACAGAAGUUCCUCAACAAGAAUCUCAAACAGAAGUUCCAGAUCCAGGGUUUCACACCGGUAACCACAGCAGCCGGCACAGGAGGUCCAUCAGCAGAGACCACACAGUGGAGGUGCUGGUGGUGGCGGAUAAGAUGAUGGUGGGAUACCACAAGGCCAAGAACAUGGAGUCCUACCUGCUUACCAUCAUGAACAUUGUUGCUAAGCUGUACCGGGACGCCUCCAUCGGAAAUCUGAUCAACAUCGUGGUGACCAGACUCAUCCUCAUCACAGGAAACCAGCCAGAGCUGGAGAUCACAAACCACGCUGACAAGUCGCUGGACAGCUUCUGUAAGUGGCAGGAAACCAUCCGGCCUCGGCACGGCACAGAGGAUUAUGGGAUAGCGGACCACGAUAAUGCGGUGCUCAUGACCAGACUCGACAUCUGCACCAACAAGAAUGAGCCAUGUGGAACUCUCGGUCUGGCGCCGGUGAACGGGAUGUGUAAAGAGGCGAGAAGCUGCAACAUUAACGAGGACAUCGGGCUGGCGUCGGCCUUCACCAUCGCUCACGAGAUGGGACACAAUUUUGGCAUGCAGCAUGACGGGAUGGGUAACGAGUGCGGGCUGAACGGGGAGCCGGCGCGAAUCAUGGCGGCUCAGCUGACACGCGACGCGCAACCCUUCUCCUGGUCCCGCUGCAGCCGCGAGUACAUCACCAACUUCUUAGAUAAGGGUCAGGGGCAGUGCCUGUUCAACACUCCUCCCAGGUUGGACUUCAUCUUCGAGGAAGAGAUGGCAGGACAGAAGUACAGCGCAGACAAGCAGUGUGAACUUCAGUACGGGUCGGAGUCACGGCACUGUAACCUGGAGGUGGGUGUUUGUUUGUUUGUUUGUUUGUUUGUUUGUUUGUGUGAAGUACAGCGCAGACAAGCAGUCAAGCAGGGCCAGUGUACCACUAACAGCAUUCCUGCAGCAGAGGGGACCGACUGUGUCAUCGCUGGGGAGCCUCAGGAGACCAACAGGGGGUUAGAGUUGUGGUGCAUCAGUAAACAGGGCCAGUGUGCCACCAACAGCAUUCCUGCGGCCGAGGGGACCGACUGUGUCAUCGCUGGGGAGCCUCAGGAGACCAACAGGGGGUGGUGUUACCAAGGCGACUGCGUGCCGUUCGGACACCGCCCAGAGGCGGUGGAUGGCGGCUGGGGACCGUGGUCCGACUGGAGUGCGUGCACGCGGACAUGCGGGAUCGGGGUCUCUUUCUCGGAACGACACUGCAACGAGACUGCCCCGGCCCACGGAGGGAAAUACUGUGUCGGGGAGAGGAAAAGAUAUCGAACCUGCAACACCAUGGAUUGUCCCCUGAAUUCCCGAGACUUCCGAGAGUGCAGUGUUGACCCCUGUGCCCUGACCUGCCUGGCCGUCGGUUAUAACUUCUAUACGGAGCGGAGAGCGAAGGUCGUGGACGGGACCCGCUGUUCCAACGACCCCUUGUCAUUUGAUAUCUGCAUCAACGGAGAAUGUCGGCUGGUUGGCUGUGACCGGUUGCUGGACUCGGACACGGUGGAGGAUAAGUGCCGCCUGUGCGGCGGGGACGGCAGCACGUGUGAGACGGUGUCUGGGGAGGUGGACAACGACCUGCCAAGGGGGAUCAUACCAGAAGACCUGACCAUCCCUCGAGGAGCAGUGCACAUCAGGGUGGAGGAGAAACACAUCUCAGAGAACUACUUAGCCCUGAAAGCAGGCGGAGUUGGGGAGGAGUACUUCAUUAACGGCCAGUGGACCAUCGACUGGCCGAGCACCUUCCAGGUUGCCGGGACAACCUUCAGCUACGAGCGGCCUGACGGGGAACCGGAGUCCCUCUCAGCGCUAGGGCCCACUAAGGAAGUCUUGGAAGUCAUGAUCCUUCUUCAGGAGGCUAACCAGGGAAUCCGCUGGCAGUACAACGUUCCUCUGAGCGGGCUGGGCAGCGGAGACGGCGAGGUGGUGUUCACCUGGCAGCACGGGCCGUACUCCGAGUGUACCGCUACCUGCGCCGGAGGCAUAUCCACCUCUGCAGCGCUGUGUAUCCGUGACGACGACCGGUCCAUCGUGAGCGACUCCUACUGUGACCAGGAAGCCAGGCCCAUGGAGAAAACUCGCGCGUGCAACGAGGACCCCUGUCCUGCAGAAUGGUUCCGUGGCGAGUGGCAAGAGUGCAGUAAGUCGUGCGACCGCGGCACGCAGACCCGAGAGGUGUACUGCUACCGCACAGUCUCGGCCCUGGAGCAGGAAAUAAUUCCCGAGACGGAGUGCCAGACUCGGAAACCCGUUGUGCGGCGCAGCUGCAACGUUGACCCCUGCCCUCCGACCUGGGUCACCGGCGACUGGUCAGAGUGCACGCCGAAGUGCGGAGAUGGCGAGAUGACCCGUACUGUCUCCUGCAUGACGACCGACGGACAGAACCUGACCCCUGACCGUUGCCCCGGCAACACCAAACCCGUCAGCAAAGCGCCGUGUAACGCCGGAGCCUGCCCGCCACCAAGAUGGGUCACUGGGCCGUGGAGUCAGUGUUCUGCGGACUGUGGUAAGGGGCAGCAGCGGCGCACCAUCCAGUGCCUGUCUCCCGUAACGGACCUCCCUGCGACGGACUGCCCCACCACCCUGCGCCCCUCCGACAUGCAGGAGUGUGUCUCCCCAUGUGACUCUGUCGACGUGGGCGACACCGCGGACGAAGAUUGCAAGGAUGUGAACAAGGUUGCGUACUGUCCACUGGUGCUGCGCUUCAAGUUCUGCAACCGAGAAUACUUCCGGCAGAUGUGCUGUAAAACGUGUAAAGAAGUCCUGAAGCAGCAAAAUGGCGGCUAGGCGCGCUCCAAACCCCCUGCAGUGUUAUGUGUAAGGAACUCUGAUGGUCGCACCAACUCUGUUCCUUGUUUCUUCUGAUACUAUGACGGACAAGUUGAGGGGGGUCAAGAGAAAUCUCAACAUAUUUCUAACAAAUACCAAAUAUGAAAGGUGGCACUGUUAGGUAUUUUCUUAAUUUUGCAAUUUAGAGAAAAGUUCUUUGUACUACAGAAAAUCUAGUACUACAU
Messenger RNA from Branchiostoma floridae (Florida lancelet), 3114 nucleotides. RefSeq names its product A disintegrin and metalloproteinase with thrombospondin motifs 6-like. Gene Ontology annotation, biological process: extracellular matrix organization; proteolysis. Gene Ontology annotation, molecular function: metalloendopeptidase activity. Gene Ontology annotation, cellular component: extracellular matrix. The record is from RefSeq and is a predicted model, not a curated record. NCBI's taxonomy places the organism in Eukaryota, Metazoa, Chordata, Leptocardii, Amphioxiformes, Branchiostomatidae.